AUGGCUACUUCGGCUGGAUCUUCUGGUCUACGUUUGUAUUAUCAGACAAAAAUCGACGAGUUUGAGUCUUUAAUCCAAGAAAAGGCGGAAACAGUGCGGCGUUUGGAGGCGCAAAGAAAUGAACUCAAUGGGAGAGUUCGCGGUUUGCGUGAAGAACUCCAACUACUUCAAGAGCCCGGCUCCUACGUGGGUGAAGUUGUCAAGCCAGUCGGUAAGAACAAAGCGCUUGUGAAAGUCCAUCCCGAAGGAAAGUAUAUCGUUGAUGUGGAGAAGCAGGUGGCUGCGUCGAGUGUGAAGCCCGGUGCUCGCGUUGCGCUUCGAAACGACUCGUACGCUCUGCACCUCGUCUUGCCGUCAAAGUUUGAUCCUCUGGUCUCUCUGAUGAAGGUGGAGAAAGUUCCAGACUCCACUUAUGACAUGAUUGGAGGGCUCGAUGAGCAGAUCAAACAGAUUAAAGAAGUGAUCGAGCUGCCAAUCAAGCAUCCAGAGCUAUUCGAUGCGUUGGGGAUUGCGCAGCCCAAGGGCGUCCUGCUGUACGGACCGCCUGGCACAGGAAAGACUUUGUUAGCUCGAGCGGUUGCGCACCAUACCGACUGUACCUUCAUCCGUGUGUCUGGUGGUGAGCUGGUGCAAAAAUACAUCGGCGAGGGCAGCAAGCUCAUUCGAUCUGUGUUCGCGUUGGCACGUGAACACGCUCCUAGCAUCAUUUUCAUGGACGAAGUCGAUUCCAUCGGCUCCGCACGCAUCGACAACAGUCGUGGCGGCGGUGACUCUGAAGUACAACGCACGAUGUUGGAGCUACUGAACCAGCUGGAUGGCUUUGAGCCAACGACAAACAUCAAAGUGUUGAUGGCAACAAACCGGAUCGACAUUUUGGACGAGGCGCUUUUGCGGCCUGGCCGGAUUGAUCGGAAAAUAGAAUUCCCCCAUCCAAAUGAAGACGCACGUUUGGACAUUCUGCGUAUCCACUCUAGACGAAUGAACCUAGUGCGGAGCAUCGACCUUCGAGCGAUCGCUGCGAAAAUGAACGGGGCUAGCGGUGCAGAUCUGAAGGCGGUCUGCACAGAGGCAGGGAUGUUUGCGCUGCGCGAGCGCCGAACGCAUGUUACUCAGGAGGAUUUCGAGAUGGCAGUCGCAAAAGUAAUGCGCCAGGACUCAGAGAAAAAUCUCUCUAUUGAAAAGAUGUGGAAGUAA
This is a messenger RNA of Cyanidioschyzon merolae strain 10D, 1194 nucleotides long. Its product is annotated as 26S proteasome ATP-dependent regulatory subunit. The transcript has a single exon. Gene Ontology annotation, cellular component: proteasome regulatory particle, base subcomplex. Lineage: Eukaryota; Rhodophyta; Bangiophyceae; Cyanidiales; Cyanidiaceae. Gene Ontology annotation, biological process: proteasome-mediated ubiquitin-dependent protein catabolic process. The coding region runs from base 1 to 1194 and encodes 397 amino acids. Gene Ontology annotation, molecular function: proteasome-activating activity; ATP binding; ATP hydrolysis activity. The record is from RefSeq and is a predicted model, not a curated record.